Mya arenaria is the source of this 489-nucleotide messenger RNA. RefSeq lists its product as uncharacterized. The record is from RefSeq and is a predicted model, not a curated record. NCBI's taxonomy places the organism in Eukaryota, Metazoa, Mollusca, Bivalvia, Myida, Myidae. The coding region runs from base 1 to 489 and encodes 162 amino acids. The transcript is spliced from 3 exons.
AUGAUAACAGCUGGGGCAUGGGUGGCGGAUACGGCGGCUAUGGUGGCGGCAUUUCCAGUCUCGGUGGAUACGGCGGUUACGGCGGGGAUUCGUACGGUGCCGGAUCUGGCUACGGCAUGGGCGGUGGCGCAUCAUACGGUUCUGGCUAUGGUUCCGGAUACGGAUCUGGCUCAAGUUACGGAUACGGAGGCGCUUCAUUCGGUAUCGGCCAAAGCGCAGCCUUUGUGCCUGUCCCCGCCGCCGGCGGCUCCGGAAGUGGCAUUGGAUCUUUCCUCCCCCUGUUGCUCCUGUUGGUGCUGUUCCCUCUGCUCUCCGGCAACUCCGGCACCCAGGACCAGAUCAUCCUCGUCAACUCUACACUCGAGGGUUAAACUUCCUCUUCUCAUGAUAUCUGUGAUAUUAUUAUCCAGUCCAGCCAGCAUCCAAGAAAUCUCGACCCACGUUGUCAUCACGCCCUACAAUGGCUGGCCAUCUGUUUAUUGUUGUUAA